AGGACUUCGAGGUAUGAACUGCAACUAUAUAAGCAUCUUUGGUGGAUUUGCAGACCCAAGGCCGAAGAGGAGCGAUGAGUUUUUCAAAGUGGGCAUCGGUGGAUUUGCUUUCACAAGAGAUCUUCGUCCAAAUUCUGAGUAAACUCCCUGCCAAAUCUCUGGUGCGAUUCAAGUGUGUUUCGGAAUUCUUUUGUUAUCUGAUUGUUGAUCAUUCCUUUGCCGAUCUGCACCGCAACUGGUCCUUAACCCUUCCUAGCAGUAGGAUGAGCAUUCUAAUCUCUUUGCCGAUCUGCGUAGAAGACGGUAGACUCCGUUGGCAUUACACAAUAAAUUAUUCUGAAGAAAACCAAGGAAUACUCCAUGCCAAUCGUCUCCGCUAUAUCGACGACGACGGUAAUCUCUUUCAAAAGGUUUAUAUAAGCUCUUCGGUGGACGGCCUAAUUUGUUUCUGCACAUACUCACGACUCGGAGACGCCAUUGCUAUUCACAACCUUAGUACCCGAAAGCAUAUCUCUCUUCCAUCAAGUAUUCCAAGUGUUGGGCGCGAUUCCGGGAGCAGGAUGACCGCUUUUGGGCUCUUAGGUUUUGAUUCAGUCUCGAGAAGAUACAAGGUGUUGAAGUCAGUACACUAUACCAAUCGCUCUUACAACCGGCAUGUUUUGGUAAAGCAUUGGGUUUUUACACUGGGCGUGGAUAAAUCAUGGAGGGAGAUUCAUUCGUCUCCCGCCUUCCAUCCUUGCACUUGUUUUAAUAAUCAUUUUUAUUUUCGUACUAGUGUUCAUAUUGACGGCAUUAUCUAUUCCCUUAAUUCAUUGAAUAAAGGUGAAAUAGUAACAUUUGAUGUUAGAGUUGAGAAUUUUUCAGUUACACCUCCUCCUCCUCCAGCUACUAUACCUGGAUUGGUAGAGGGGCCAGCAGGCGUGGAUAGUGGUAGAUCUGGAUUGGUAGAGGUGGAUGGUCGAUUAGCUAUUGUUGAUCUUAUAAGCGACAACUUGCGCUACGGUAUGGCAAUAUGGAUCCUUGAGGAAUUGGCAUGGAAGAAACAAUAUCUGAUUUUCAUUCCCAUCCCAAUGCAAGAGAUUCAUGAUUUUAAUAAGAUGAUUUUGUUCGUUGCUACUAAUCAUGUUGGCGAGAUUGCUGUGCUAGUGAGACGGAACAUCUGUCUUUCAAUUUUAUUUUAUAACUUUAGAAGACAGAGUUGGAGAAAAUUUGAAAUAUGCAAGUUGCCUCUAGGCUCAUCUAUGUAUCCCAAACUGUAUCCUGCCAUGUACUUCAUCUUAGACAAUAUCUUUGUCUUAUAAUUUUAUUUGAUGAAUACAUUCUCCAAACAACUAAUAUAUCCUUAUUAUUAUUGAAA
This is a messenger RNA of Ipomoea triloba (trilobed morning glory), 1357 nucleotides long. RefSeq names its product putative F-box protein At1g32420. The transcript has a single exon. The record is from RefSeq and is a predicted model, not a curated record. NCBI's taxonomy places the organism in Eukaryota, Viridiplantae, Streptophyta, Magnoliopsida, Solanales, Convolvulaceae. The coding region runs from base 75 to 1301 and encodes 408 amino acids. Gene Ontology annotation, molecular function: protein binding.